This is a messenger RNA of Euleptes europaea (tarantolino), 5720 nucleotides long. It is a transcript of the gene WDR81, whose product is annotated as WD repeat domain 81. Lineage: Eukaryota; Metazoa; Chordata; Lepidosauria; Squamata; Sphaerodactylidae. The transcript has 11 exons. Gene Ontology annotation, molecular function: phosphatidylinositol 3-kinase regulator activity; protein binding. Gene Ontology annotation, biological process: aggrephagy. Gene Ontology annotation, cellular component: mitochondrion. The record is from RefSeq and is a predicted model, not a curated record.
AUGGAGCGCCUCCUGGAGCGUGUGGAGAAAGACCUGGGCAUCGACCGCAGCCAGCUGACUGCAGCCCCGGAGGGCGCUCAUGUGGUCGCUUUGGUGCAUGCCAAGUGGCUGUCGAGCCUGAAGGAGCGGGGGGUGCUGCCUAGCCUGUGCCCGCGCCCCGAGGGCCUCAGCGAGGCAGAGGUGGGCACCUGUUUCCAGCGCUCGGUGCAGAAGUUGCCCCCUGGCUGGACCAGGGUGGAGGUGCACGGACUGAGGAAAGACCGGCUGCGCUACCCACUGGCCACGGCACAUGGCGCGCACUACGAUCCCAAGGGGCGGCCGGAGACCCUGCACAGGUUCAUGCAGAACGUGGCUUCGCAGAACUACCGGAACUUGUGGGGCCGGGCCCACCGCUUGUAUGUGCAGCCCUACGGCCAUGGCCACAAUCCGCCCGUCGCCCCGGUUUUGGAGGUGCUUUGUGCCGCCCUCCAGAAACUCUACGGCUGCCCCUUAGUGCAGGUGGGACGGGGCGUGUCCUGCCCCUCUCCUGCUAAAGAGUGGGGCUCGCCCAGCAGGGGCUGGCAGCCCGGCCCCAGCAUCCUCCCCGCAGAAGCGCUGCUGGAGUCCUCCGAGAUGCUCUACAUUCUCUUCCCCUACAUGCAGUACUCCCUCCACGACAUCGCCACCUUCAGCCCCGCCAAGCUCUUCAACAGCCACGCCAAGCUCCUUUUCAUCCUCUUCCAGAUCCUGCAGGCCAUGCAGGCUUGCCACGGGGCCGGCCUGGCAUGCGGGGCCUUCUCCUUGCACGAAGUGGCCGUGGACGAGAAGCUGUGUGCUCAACUCCGGGUUCGCCUGCAGGAUUACAUGCGAGCGCCGGAGGAAGAGGGGAAGGAUGCGGCAGGAGGCGGUGCCAGCAGGGGCCCGGGGGCUGUGGAAGACAGCCCUGGGGGGAAACCGGCAGCCCCCUUGGAGGGACUUGGGGGUCUCAUGCUGGACUGGGUGAAUGGCCGGCUCAGCAACUUUGACUAUCUCAUGCACCUCAACCGCUUGGCUGGGCGGCGGGUGGGCGACCCCAACUACCACCCGGUUCUCCCAUGGGUGGUGGAUUUCACCACCAAAAAUGGCAGGUUCCGGGACCUGCGGAAGUCCAAAUUCCGCCUCAACAAGGGGGACAAGCAGCUCGACUUCACCUACGAGAUGACCAAGCAGGCCUUUGUGGCCGGAGGGGGCCUGGGGGGGGAGCAGCCCCACGUCCCUCACCACAUAUCGGACGUCCUUUCAGACAUCACCUACUACGUCUACACGGCCCGGCGGACUCCCAAAGCGGUGCUCUGUUCCCACGUGAGGUCGCAGUGGGAGCCUAACGAGUACCCGGCCAACAUGGAGCGCAUGCAGGCCUGGACCCCGGACGAAUGCAUCCCCGAAUUCUACUCAGACCCCACCAUCUUCAGGUCCAUCCACCCGGACAUGUCGGACCUGGAAGUGCCGGCUUGGUGCCACUCCGGCGAGGAAUUCGUGGCGGCCCACCGGGCUCUGCUGGAAAGCUGGGAGGUGUCGCAGGACCUCCACCACUGGGUCGACCUGACGUUCGGCUACAAGUUGGUGGGGAAGGACGCGGUCCGGGAGAAGAACGUCUGCCUCCACCUAGUGGACAACCACACUCACCUGACCAGCUACGGGGUGGUGCAGCUCUUCAACCAGCCCCACCCCAGGCGCUUGGUGGGGCCUCUGCUCCUCCCAGCCGAAGCCCCCUUGGCUGUGAAGCCUCUCAUCCCCCCUGUGGAGGAGGCCAGGGUCCUGGAGGACCUUAAGGACCACCUGGCCGACGGAGCUGGGGGGCUUUUCUUGGAGGUGGAGCAAGGGGCCGAGGCCCUGGAGGCCAUUCCUGCCGCUGGCAGAGGGGCGGAGCCGCCCUCUCCCAGCGUACUUUCCGCCCCGCUUCCUGGGGCCCCUGCCGAGGGCAAGCAUUCUGGCCGGAGGGCCAAGGCCCCCCCACAAGCGGAAGGGGCGGAGGCGAAGAUUGUGCUUCCAGAGGGCUGCAAUGUGCUGCAGGCCUUGGAGGAGCUGGAGCGGCUGGACGCUUUUGUCCUUAAAGGCUUGCACGGGAAGCUGCCUGAGCCGGAGCAGGCCCAACCCACGGUGCCAUUGGGGCUCUUGGCCCUGUUUCAAAGAGACAUGCAGGCCCUGGGGGUCCUGGUGACCGAGAUAAUCUUCGCACCCAAGCUGCGGGCCUUGAAGCCUGGCGCCACCUUGCGGGAGCGCUUCCAGGUGGCCCGGCGGCUCUGCCGGUAUCACCCGAAGGAGGUCCCGGCCCCGCUCCAGCAUCUGCUGGAAACAUUGCUGAGGCUGAGUGUCCCGGACAGCCAGUUUUUGGGGGAGCCGGCGGGCUCGGGGGAGGCCCCACUGUUUGCCUACGAGCCCGUCUGGCAAGGCCUCCCGCCCCCCUGCCCUUCGCAGUUGCUGAGCCCUUUUGGGGCAGUCCUGCCCUUCCCACCGUACUUCCCGGCGCUGCACAAGUUCAUUUUCACCUACCUGUCAAGGAGGGCCGAGGAUGAGGGGCAAGGGCGGGAGCUGGUCUUCCAGCUGUGGCGGCAGCUGGAGGGGGUGCUUCAGGACAACACCCCCGAGGGCCUGGAGAUCCUUUUGCCUUUCGUCCUGGCGCUGCUGUCGGAAGAGAAGACAGCUGUCCACGCCGCCUGGUACCUCUUCGAGCCCAUAGCCAAGGCCCUGGGCCCCAAGAACUCCCACAAGUACCUGCUGAAGCUCCUGAUCGCCGCCUACGAGAGCCCCCACGGCCUGCACGGCCGCUUCUACCUCUACGCCGAUUGCUUCAUCGCCCAGCUGAUGGCGCGCCUGGGCCUGCAGCCAUUCCUCUCCCACCUGCUGCCCCACAUCCUGCAAGUCCUGGUGGGGGUGGAGGGCUCUGCCCAGGAGGAGGGUGGGGCUCUGCUGCUGGGCACGGCAGAGGACGACGAGAGCGGGGAAGGCAGCCCCGUGCCUGGCUCCUUCGGGGAGGAGAUCAAGGCCGACGCUGAACGGGGCUCGGGGGGGCUGGAGCUGCUGGACUACAUGUCCGGCGUCAGCUUGCACGACCAGGGUUACCUGCCGGAGGGCGAAGACUUCCAGAACGGCCUGUACGUGGCUGAGGGCCUGCAGGAGCCGGAGUCCCUGAGCCUGGGGCACCUGAGCGAUAAGAGCAGCGCCAGCGAGGUCUCCCUGGGGGAGGACCGGCCGGCGGCGGACGGGGAGUCCCUGAAGGAGAAGGUCAGCCUGGAGUCCCUGGACAGCAAUCAGGACCUGAAGCACAGCGAAGAGGAGGAUGAGCAGGGUCAGCGGGACCGGGAGGAAGACCAGGACGAGGCCCCCUUGGUCGUCGAGCUGCCGGCGUGCAUGGAAGCCAGCCUAGCUGAGGAGGAGGAAGAGGAGGAGGAGGAAGACGGGUCAGAGCAGGACUUGCCUGUCCACGACGGAGAUAAGGAGCAGACAAUCUUGCUGGACACCGCCAGCAAGACGGUGAGGUGGCUCUCAGCCAAAUUGGGCCCCACCACAACCUGCCGAUACAUUGCCAGGAACCUCCUCCGGCUGCUGACCUCUUGCUACGUUGGUCCCCACAGGCAGCAGUUUGUGGCUGGCCCGGAAGAGAACAGGCCUCUGAGUGCCGGCAGCAUCUACCAGAAGCGACCGGUGCUGGGGGACGUCGUGUCUAAGCCGGUGCUGGUUUGCCUGAUGCAUAUAGCACACCUGUAUGGAGAGCCUGUCCUCACCUACCUGUACCUGCCAUAUCUCAGCUACUUGGUGACCCCGAGCAUCGGGGCAGGCGCUGGCCGGCUAAACAGCCGCAAGGAAGCUGGCCUUUUGGCUGCCGUGACGCUGACCCAGAAGAUUGUCGUCUACCUCUCAGACACUACGCUGAUGGACAUCCUUCCCAAGAUCAGCCAGGAAAUCCUGCUGCCUGUUCUUGGCUUCCUCACUUCGCCAACCAUCAGUUUUCCUAGUGGGGUCCAGGCUCGGAUGAUCUUGUGUAUCAAGGCUAUCAGCCUUGUGGCGCUAGUGGCUUUGCGGAUCGGGUCGGAAAUGGUGCAGCAACACCUGAGCAGCACCCUCCGGAUGUUCUUUGAAGCGUUUUCACUGUCACUGGCAGAGCAGGUGAAUCAGUUGUAACAGCAGGAGAUCUCCAUAGCAAACGUUGGUAGGCUGACCGGCUUGCUUCCUUCCCAGGGACUGCCCGUGGAGUCGGCUGUGAGCCCGGGGGGGCCGCUGCCUCACGACCCGUCCGCUCUGGAGGAGCUGCAGAAAGUCUUCAACCCGGAGAUGGCAUACUCCACCUUCGUGCCCUUUUCUUGCCUGCUAGGAGAUGUUAUUCACGCCGUGGUCCCAAAUCAUGAGUUGGUUGGCCAUCUGGCCAGCGUGUACUUGGCGAGCAUCCCAUCCAGCGGGGAUCCUGGACCGGGCGUGGCUUCCUCGGAGCGCAACCCUCUGGGCACAGACCCCUUCUCCAGCUCUAGUGAGGACCCUCACUCAGGCACCUUUGGGAGCGUGCUGGUGGGCAACCGCAUCCAGAUCCCCACGGAAGCCCAAUGGGAGGACUCCGACAGUCCUGGCGGCUUCUCUCUCGCCACGGGCGGCAAGGAGGAGAGCGCCCUGAAGCAGGAGCUGCCGCGCAGUGCCCACCUGCUGUGCGGCAACUGGCUGGCUUACUGGCAGUACGAGAUCGGCGUGAGCCAGUACGACGCCCGCUUCCACUUCCACCAGAUCAAGCUGCAGAGUUUCGUGGGCCACCUGGGGGCCAUCAAAUGCAUGGCCCCGCUGGGCGGGGAGGACUUCUUCCUGAGCGGCAGCAAAGACAAGACGGUCUGCCUGUGGCCUCUCUACAACCGGGGCGACGGCACCCACGAGACCAGUCCUCGGCUGACCUAUGCCCAGCACAGGAAGUCGGUCUUCUAUGUGGGCAUGCUGGAAGCGCCGCAGUAUGUGGUCAGUUGCGACAGCGCCAUCCAUGUCUGGGACCCCUUCACGGGAAAGCUCAUCCACGGCUUUGAGGCGCCAGACAGCAAAGUGCCCAUCACGGCCGUGAGCACCAUGCCGCCCCCCUACAGCAGCGUGGCCAUGGCCAGUGCGGAUUCGGUCUUGCGGUUCAUCGACCACCGGAAACCAGGAUUGCAGCAUGAAUUCCGGCUGGCCACGGGGGCAAACGCUGGCCUCAUCCGUUGCCUGGCUGUCAGUCCCAGUGGGCGGAGCAUAGUGGCCGGCUUCUCUUCCGGCUUUAUGGUCCUGUUGGACACCAGGACGGGCCUCAUCCUGCGGGGCUGGCCGGCGCAUGAAGGAGACAUUUUGCAGAUUAAGGCCACAGAGGGUAACACGCUCAUCAGUUCCUCCUCUGACCACUCGCUGACCGUCUGGAAGGAGCUGGAGCAGAAGCCGCUGCAGACUUACAAGUCCACCUCCGAGCCGAUCCAUGCCUUCGACCUCUAUGGCAACGAGGUGGUGGCCGGCACUGUGGCGAACAAGAUCGGCGUCUACUCACUCCAGGAGUCCUUGCCCCCCAGCGUCACCAAGCUCAGCUCUGAGAACUUCCGGGGCACCUUGACCAGCCUGGCCGUUCUUCCCACCAAGUGCCAUCUGUUGCUGGGCUCGGACAAUGGGACGGUUCGCCUCCUGGCGUAGCCCUUCUCCGCUUGGCGUCUGUGACGGAUUUCCUUUUAGGGACUGUAGCAGAGCCUGUGGCCAACGUGCGGGAGAGC